AUAGCGCGACGGGCGGGUACACCGCGUUCCCGCAAAAGUGACGUAUAUCGCAGCUUGAUAACGCGCACCACCUUCCGAUACCGAUACGAACCAAAUCGGAUGUUAUCUUAUCGCGUCGCGUCACCUCCGUCCACCUCCGGUAAUGGUGGCGAUGGCUCGAUUGCGGUAAGGAUUUUGUCGCUUCCCGUGCGCGUUUGUGGAUUCCAAGAACAGUAGGCUCGGAUAGCGGCAGUAGCAGCAUUUGGCGAAACUUUGCGCUCCAGGAAUACACUCGAUUGAGUCCGGCAGUCCAGUCGCGGUGUGUGUAGUAUGUGGAGUGUAUGUUCACCGAGGCCUGCCAAACGAUGUGCUAAUUGGCGUGUUUAUCCGCAGGCGGAAAAUAAGUGACAAAUAAGUUUAGAAAACAAGCGAUAAAAAUUGCAAUUUUUGGACCAUCGAACGGGGCGAGUGUUGAAUCGAGUGAUUAACGCGAGCGUGGAUCGGCCGUCUGGCCAGCUGUUUUCACCAGGAGGGCGGACAGAGGAGCAGUGGCCGAUCCCAUGAUCGAUGACGUGAAUUGUUUCAGAGUGAUCUCUACGAUAGAUAUUGCCAAAAGAUGGUGCAGCUAUUGGAUGACAACGCUGAUGCUGAUCUGAACGAACCCAAUGUAGCCCAAGGUGAAACGUAUCGAAGUUCGUUUUGGUGCUGGGGAAAGGGCAAUCGUGUAUCACAGGAGGCGGACUCGCUCAGCAUCAAGGUAGGCGGCGAAAACCAUGACAAGAAGCCAAAGGCGCACGAAACGAAUCGCAUCAAGUCCACCAAGUACACGCUGCUCACCUUCCUGCCGCUCAACCUGGCCGAGCAGUUCCGGCGGGUCGCAAACUUCUACUUCCUCUGCAUGACGAUCAUCUCGAUCGUGAUCGACAGUCCGGUUUCUCCGCUGACCUCGCUGGCUCCGCUGGUGUUUGUGAUCGCCGUCACCGCAACCAAGCAGGGCUAUGAAAACUACCUCCGCUACCGGGCGGACAACAUGGUGAACUACUCGCUGGUGACGGUAUUCCGCAGCGGCACCGAGCUGGACAUCCGCUGUCAGGACAUUCGCCACGGGGACAUCGUACGAACCUCGCGGGACUGUGAUAUUCCGUGCGAUUUGGUGCUGCUAAAAUCGUCGGACGAGAACCGCAAGUGCUACGUGACAACGGCGAAUUUGGACGGGGAGACCAACUUGAAGACGAUGUCGGUGCCGAAGGGGGUGCCGGACGUUCCGCUGGACAAGCUGCACACUCUGGGGAGGAUUGAGUGCGAGCUGCCGAAGACCGAUUUGUAUUCGUUUAACGGGAGAAUCGAGCUGGCCGAGGUUCACCAGAGGUCGAGCGAGUUGACGAGUAUCGAUGGUGGAGGUAUCGAUCAUUCGGUGCUCCCGUUAAUGGCGGAGAAUUUGCUGUUACGUGGUUCGCGCUUGAGGAAUACGGAGUGGGCUAUCGGAUGUGCGGUUUAUAUCGGGCAGAAAACGAAGUUGGCUCUGAAUAGCAAGAUGACGAACGUCAAGAUGAGUUCAAGCGAAAGCUACAUCAAUAAGUUUCUGGUUUUCUUCCUGGUGCUGCUGGUGGCCAUCGUGAUGGUUUCGUUCUUCAUGAAGCGGGACACCGACCGGAAUCAACGACAGCACAAUCAGUAUUUGGGGGAGUAUUUGGCGACGUAUCAGGUGUCACAGUUUCUCCAGGAUUUCUUCUCUUUUCUCAUUCUGUUCAACUAUUUGAUUCCGAUUUCGUUGUAUGUGACAAUCGAGAUGGCGAAGUUUUUGGGGGGAUUUUACCUGGAGUGGGAUCAUGAGCUGUACGACGAAGAGACCGACCAGCCGUGCAUUGUGAACACGUCGGAUAUCAACGAGGAGUUGGGACAGGUUUCGUUGCUCUUCUCUGACAAAACGGGAACGCUGACCAAGAAUGUGAUGAUUUUCCAGCAGUGCUCGAUCAACGGGAAGAUGUACAGCCAGGAAGGUCGAAGGCUGCAGGAAGUUGGGAGGAAUCAUGCGCUGAAGAUCAACCAGUGUUCGCGUCAAGUGUAUAAUUUCUUCGAGGCAUUGGCUGUCUGCCAUACGGUUCAGGUGGCCGGCGACUACACCAACGAAAAGGAUGAUCCCGAGGCCGACAAGGAUACCGAAGAAGAUCAGGAUCAGUUGGAGGAGCCAAACAAUAAUCGCACCGGACGGAUUUUUUCCCACAUUUCGGAAGAGAUUGAAGCUAGUUUACCGGUUGAGCAGCUGUCGGACGAAACGGAUUUCAUCCAGUUGAGGCUCUUGCCAGCGCGCACACGCUCUCCAAUUGCUCCUGUUGAGUCUGCUCCAAGUAAUUACCAACUGAAAGCUCCCGUUCAGGGUGAGCUUCUUCGGACAGCGGACAGCUUGAGGCCAUCGAGUGAAACGAUUAACAGACGCUCGGGUGGUAGCAUCUUCUCGCCGGGAGAUAAUCGCGUGCAUCCGAUCAGCUUGCAGAUACCACCCUUCAGGCGUUCCCCUUCCAGUGCUUCUAAUCGUUCCUCUAGGCCGCAGAGUUUGGUAGAGUCCACGAGCACUUCCGGGGAACACACGGAACAGCGCAAUUGCUUUCAGAAUGGCAGCAGUGGUCACCUGAACAGUUCGCUUCAAUCGAUGGAGCUCAAGCGGGCGAUAUCCGCCUACGAGGAGAAGUCUGAGCUGGACAAACCGUUGAAAACCCACCGCCGCACGCAGUCGCACAUCCCACCCGGGAUGGCAAACAAGCCGGACAGAGAUUUCAGGUUAGGAAGAGGUGACGUUAUGUUGCGCCGGAACCGCAGCUCGGUACGCUCUACGAGGGAGUACUAUGCGGCUCCAUCGUACACGGAGGCUUCUCUCCUCGAGCGACAGGAGUCGGUUGUGAAGCAGAAGGAAGUGCUUUCGUUCAUAAGGAAAAUGGACUAUCAAGCAUCCAGUCCGGACGAGAAGGCCCUGGUGGAGGCUUGUGCUAUGAUGGGUCUGGUGUACGUUGGUGACGAUGCCGAAGUGAUAAACAUCAAGCUGAGAGAGUCGUGCGUCAAGCGGAACGUGAAAUCCGUCUACGGAGAGGCUCCGAAGGAGGAGCUUGUGCGGUACCAAAGAUUGGGAGUGCUGGAGUUCACCUCGGAUCGGAAACGCAUGAGCGUUAUCGUGAGAGACGUCCAGAGCCAGAUAUGGUUGUACACCAAGGGUGCGGAGAGUCACGUACUGCCGCUGUGCACGAGGACGCCCUCCGGUUUGAUAAUUUCGACACAGAGACACAUCAAUGAGUUCGCUAAACAGGGGCUGAGAACAUUGGCGGUGGCCAGGCGAAGACUCACACAGCUUGAGUAUUCCAACUAUAGGAACGAGCUAAUACAUGCGGCCAAUUCGUUGACGGAUAGACUUUCGAAGGUCGAGGAGUGCCAGCGCAAGAUCGAAACCGGUCUAGAGCUGCUAGGUGCCACCGCAGUGGAGGACGCUCUGCAGGACGACAUCCGGGACACGUUGGAGUCCCUGCGGAAGGCUGGUGUCAAGGUGUGGGUUCUAACCGGUGACAAGGUGGAAACCGCCCUUAAUAUCGCCCUCAGCUGCGGUCACAUACCGGAGAGCGCCUUCCGAUAUUUUGUGACCGAGUGUACGACCACGGAACAAGUUCAGCAGCACUUCGAUGUGUUCUCGUUCGAAAUGUUCCGCGCACCGGAACGGGAGUAUGCGCUGCUUAUUGACGGGUCGAGUUUAGCCAUAGCGCUGCGAGAUAUGAAGGAGGUGUUCAGGGAUGUGUCGAUCAAGUGCCGAGCGGUGCUGUGCUGCCGGUUGAGUCCACUGCAGAAGUGUGAGGUUGUGCAGCUGAUGAAAACGGUCGACAGUGCACCGGUGACGGCUGCCAUCGGGGAUGGGGCGAACGAUGUGUCGAUGAUCCAGGAGGCCCACGUCGGGGUGGGUAUCGUGGGAAAGGAGGGUCGACAGGCGGCUCGGUGUGCGGAUUAUGCGUUGGCAAAGUUCUGUAUGAUCAAGAAGUUGCUGCUCGUGCACGGCCAUUUCUUUUCUACGAGGCUUGCCGUUCUGGUGUUGUACUUCUUCUACAAAAAUAUGAUAUUCAUGGGAAUACAGUUCUACUUUCAAAUCCACAGCAUGUUCUCAUCGCAGUCGGUAUACGAUUCGGUGUUCCUUAUGCUGUACAACGUACUCUACACAUCGCUUCCCGUGCUCGUUCUGGCACUAACCGAGAAACCGUACACCGAGGAAGUCCUGAUGAAGGAACCUUCGCUGUAUCAGCGAGUUGCUGGCAACAAGCAGUACGCUUGGAAGUACUUCAUCGGGUGGAUGCUGCUGGCGGUCUACCACUCCCUGAUUAUCUACUUCUUCUGUUGGACCAUUUGGGGGAACAAUUCGGCGAUUUACGCCUGGUGGCCAUCGACGGCGAAUUUCGCUUGCUUCGGAACGAUAAUGAUCCACAACGUGGUGGUGCUGGCGAACCUCAAGCUGCUCCUGGAGGCUAUCUACCGGAGCUACGCCUUCAUAGCCACCAUCAUGUUGUCGAUAUUCGGCUUCAUGGGAACCACCUUCAUUUACAACCUGCUCAAUGUUUUCGGGUUUAUUUCCAGGUCCUACGACGGAGACAUGUUGCAGGUGUACAACAACCUGCUUUCGUCGAUGACGUUCUGGUUGCUGUGUUUACUGAUACUGGUGGCGGCCUUCAUUCCGGACUUUACGCUGUUCGCUGGGCGGUCGCUUGGUGUCAAAAUCGGUCACAUUUUCCCGGGUGGAGCCAAAUAUAGGAAAGCCCUCUUCCAGCGAAGAAAUCGCGGUGUCACCAGUACGUACUUGUGAAGGGGAACAACACGGUGUUCAUUUUCCGUGGGAGUUUUGUUUUUCUUUUAAUUUAGCAUGACAUGCUAACGUGCCAAGUUAGGUUAGGUGUCUUUGUACGUGUGCCUUAAAUUAUUUUCACAUUUAGCCGUAAGUCGAGAGUUCCUUCAGAGCAAAACCAAGAGUUACCAGUAUUUUUAGCUGUAUAUAUUUACAUGU
Molecule: messenger RNA, 5005 nt
Organism: Toxorhynchites rutilus septentrionalis
Lineage: Eukaryota; Metazoa; Arthropoda; Insecta; Diptera; Culicidae
Product: phospholipid-transporting ATPase IF
Exons: 9
Coding region: 596-4807 (1403 amino acids)
Biological process (GO): phospholipid translocation
Cellular component (GO): plasma membrane; endoplasmic reticulum; trans-Golgi network
Molecular function (GO): ATP binding; ATPase-coupled intramembrane lipid carrier activity; ATP hydrolysis activity
Source: RefSeq, a predicted model, not a curated record